This is a messenger RNA of Cetraspora pellucida, 611 nucleotides long. NCBI's taxonomy places the organism in Eukaryota, Fungi, Glomeromycota, Glomeromycetes, Diversisporales, Gigasporaceae. The record is from the annotation of a GenBank genome assembly.
UAUGGGGAAUAAAAUUUGAUCUUUCAGCGGAACCAGGGCACAGCGUAGUGCCAAAAUGCAUUUCGCAAUACGUAACCACUAAUACACUUGUAGUAGUAACAGUAAAGGUUGGAGUCGGGUAUAAUCAAAAAAUAGAUGUCGAGGUAACCGACAAUAGCGAUGCGAACAACAAAUAUGGACAUAAACGGGAUGUUAGUGAAGAAACUCGUUUGGCUUUUACGACGCAUGCUAAUGCGGAUAUAUCAGUUUGCUUUACAAAUGCAUUGGAUGAAGGAUUCCAACCCAAUCCGCAAUAUCAUCGUACGAUUGAUCUGGACAUAGACAUAGGAGCGGAAGCCAUAGAUCCUAAUCAAUUCGAAAAACUGAAACCUAUGGAAGCAGAGCUUCGAAAAUUGGAACAAGUGGUACAAGAAAUCGUAGACGAGAUGGAAUAUCUACGGAAACGAGAGGCUAGAAUGAGAGAUACAAAUGUCCGUAACGCCUUGAAAGAAGAACAACGGCUAAUAGCACAAAGGCGAGACGAACAAGGGCUUAAAUUUGCAAAGUGGGAAUCUGGUAAACAGGGAGAACUGAAACCCGUCGAUAAUGCAUUUGGUAACGCUUCGGGCUAA